Molecule: messenger RNA, 534 nt
Organism: Solanum lycopersicum (tomato)
Lineage: Eukaryota; Viridiplantae; Streptophyta; Magnoliopsida; Solanales; Solanaceae
Source: RefSeq, a predicted model, not a curated record
AUGGACAUUUCUCGUUUGAUGGUGCAUGCUCAACAAUUUGAGGAGGGUAGUCUUAAGAGGAAGAAUAGAGAUACUAAGAGGGCAAGGUCCUACAAAGGAGGUACUUCUAAGGGUAAGUUGGAAAUUCAAGACAAACCUAAGUUCAAGAGGAGGUUCUCCAAUCAAGUUCCUUCAAAUUUCCCCAAGGCUAUCAAGGAUAGGGUGUCUAACCCUAGAUCUCAAAGGGGAAGAGGUGGUGAUUCUCCAAUAGAGAAACCUACUUGUACCAAAUGUGGUGAGAAACAUAUGGGUGAAUGUCUAGUUGGAACGGAUAAUUGCUUUGGCUGUGGAAAGAGUGGUCACAAUGUGAGGGAUUGUCUCAUGAUUAAAGCUCAAGUAAAGGAGAGUAAUCAAGAACAAGCAAGUGCUCCAAAUUCCAAUGCUCCUAAGAAGAACCACUUCUAUGCUCUCCGUUCUAGGGGUGAUCAAGAGGAAUCUCUCGAUGUUGUACCGGUAUGUUACAAGUGUUUUCCAUUAAUGUCUAUGUUUUACUAG